GACAGCUAUGCGCAUUUGAUACAAUGAUACAACGUGUAUCGUGUUGACUUUCAAUGAACAAAUUCUAAUAUAUUUCGUUUUUCUUUCCACAAAAUAAAUCGAUUUAUAAGUUAGUUGUUCGAUUGCACGCAUUGUGAGAACUUGUUGCAACCAUUGUGAUUUUAUUUUUGAGUUUUUAUCUUUUUCUUUUAUCGAAAUUUUUAAAUUAUGCGACUACCUUUUUUAAUUCAUCGACGCGAGUGAUUUUUGUUUGAAGAUUUCUUUUUAUUACGUCAUAAACUAUAAUGUGAAUUCAGUGGAACAGACCAGCCAGUGGCUCUAUUGUGAAAUAAUUCUUGAAUGAGUUUCCGCAAAAAAAUCGCUAAACAUACGUUAUCUUCGUCAUCUUCAUGCAUCGAACGUUUUGUCAUUACACUUGUUUACGCAACAAAUCGCGAGUAAAGUCCAAGCACGACGGCAAUAUCGAAUGUUGAGCAUCGCAUUACUUUGCGCAUUACCAGAAAAUGAAACAAGCAACAAACAGUUCACACGUUGAUUUAAAACGUUGAUCGUUGUUUAUCGAGCAGAAGCGCGGCGCUAAGAUGACGUGUUUGUGAAGCAAAAUGACCGAGCGAUUAAAAAAAAAGUCGGAGACUAUUUUGAACAGUGAUGGAGCCAUUUUUUUUGUGUUUACAACGUUGUUGAUAUUAGUGCUUGCGUCAAAUGGAGAUUCCACUUAUUACUCAUUGGCUGAUUCUGCCUUCCGUGUACGUAUCCAUCGAUUGUUGUACCGUCCAUUUUUGGUCUAAACAUCCAAAUCGGUGUGUUUUUGGCAUUUUUAUUAUUCCAGAUUGAAAAUUUGAAGAGCUAAAGACCGAUUCAUGUAUUCACUCAUUUUGAUUUGAUAUUCUAAUUACGUUGUCUCAAUGGUUUUAUCGCAAGAUCCCACGCAGCUACGGAAGUGGUUUUAUCACAUUCAAUGUGGAACUAUAUUGAGAAUAGAAUCGGUUUUCAAGUCAAUCUGCGGAAGAAUAAACAACUCUUCAAAUUGGUGACCAUAAAAGUAUUAUCCAAAUGGAAAGUUUUCGUAACCAAAUAACGAACAAGUCGGUUCUCAGGCCAGGUGACAUUGACUUACCCAAAUAUAAUUACAUCACAUGAACCACUUCUCGGAGGCUUUUGUAUCGAGUGUUAACAGCAGAAGAAAAAAAAAACUGUACACAAAAUCAGUGGAAGGUGCAUCAGUGAAGUCUGAAAAGUCACACGUGUCGGUGUGUUUUGUAAUAAUUUUCUGAGUGGAAAUUCGCGCUGAACAUUAAAAAAAAAUUCGGUCACAACUUAUGUCAAAAUCUUGAAGAGGACGCACAUCGUUGAGUACACAACAAUUAUCGAAAUCAUCGAUAAAUAAAAGAGAUAAAGCGAUCAGAGUUGAGUAGAGGCGAGCAAGAGACAGAGAAAUAAAAAAAUUAGUCAAAAAUGCUGAAGUCAGUGAAAAAUAAGCGACGACUAUGGCUUGGUAUUCGUUCGGCUCGGGCUCAUACGGAUAAAGUAAACAUCAUGUUUUUUCAUGGUAAAACUUUUGACGAGCACACCUCAUAUCCAAUGCAUGAAUCUCAUAAUAUAAUAACGGACCCAAAAUUUGAUCACAAUAAAAAGACCGUUUUGUAUAUUCAUGGUUAUGUUGAGGCACCAUCACACCAAAGCAUACAUGUGAUAGUCGAUGCGUACUUAACACGUGAUGAUUACAAUUGUCUAGUGUUGGACUGGUCAGAGUUGGCCGAUGGCAACUUUUUCGUUGAUGCAGUGCCAAAUAUUAAGCAGUUAGGUCCAAAGAUGGCUGAAGUAAUAUUGGAUUGGUUUGAUGAAGGUUUAAAUGUAGACAAUUUUAAUAUCGUGGGUCAUUCGCUUGGAGGACAGAUGUCAGGCGUUAUCGGACGUAGUGUCACGAAAAAGUCACGAGGCGAGACACAAAUAGCUCGUAUAUCAGCGCUUGAUCCAGCAUUCCCAACAUUUUACCCAUCGCUAGGCACACCGGCUGUGAAUAAAAAUGAUGCAAAAUUCGUGGAUAUCAUUCAUACGGACGCAUGGUUAUAUGGCAUACCCAUUGCUACUGGGCACGUCGAUUUCUGGCCAAAUAGUGGAAAAACGCUUCAACCGGGUUGCCCGAGACGUGGAAUGCUUUUGACACUGUCCGAUCAGGAUUUAUGUAGUCAUCGGCGAUCAUGGUGGUUCUGGGCGGAAAGUGUGGCUUCACCCGAGAAAUCCGCUUUCCAUGCCGCCAAUGCAAAGAACUGGGACGAUUUCAAAAAAGGCCGCAUUGACGAAUCCAGCAUUGUAAAUAUGGGCAUUGAUUGUCCGCCAAGCGCACGUGGUGACUACUAUUUACAAACAAAUGGCUUGAUACCAUUUUCAAAGGGUAUCGAUGGACUGCGCUACGAAAAAGCCAAAUACGAUCCAAAUGCCUUGUUUAUGGGACAAAAAACGAUUCGAACCAAAUGAUAGCCUUUUAACGAAAUGCAACAAGACCGUCUCUUUUGCUGCUGAUAACUUCAUAUCAUCGUACGCAUGGGAAUGAUAUUAACUUUUCACAAACGUAAUGAACGGCAAUUGGAAUUGAUUGGAAAUGCUUACAUAUUCAUGUACAGAAUGAUUUGAGUUCACUAAUUUAUAUAAUCACAUCGAUCACAAAAAAAACAACAACAAAACAAACAAAUCGUCAUGUUACUCUUUUUAUUGAUUUACAAGUACAUUUUCUCUCUUGUUUUUUUUUUUGAUAGAACAGAAAAAUCAACAACUCUUAGUUCGUUUUAUACACACAAUUUACAUUUGAUCAUAAGUGAUCUGUUACUUUUUUCAUAUUGUUAAUAAAAGUUUAAUACAUAUAUUUAAAAGGAAA
Molecule: messenger RNA, 2875 nt
Organism: Sitodiplosis mosellana (orange wheat blossom midge)
Lineage: Eukaryota; Metazoa; Arthropoda; Insecta; Diptera; Cecidomyiidae
Product: lipoprotein lipase-like
Exons: 10
Coding region: 1456-2478 (340 amino acids)
Molecular function (GO): lipase activity
Source: RefSeq, a predicted model, not a curated record